Sphenostylis stenocarpa is the source of this 519-nucleotide messenger RNA. The record is from the annotation of a GenBank genome assembly. Lineage: Eukaryota; Viridiplantae; Streptophyta; Magnoliopsida; Fabales; Fabaceae.
AUGGCAAAAGCAAACGUGAUGAAACUUCAGGUUGAAGAACUAAUGGGUAAAGAGAAGGUUCACAUCAACAUUGUGGUCAUUGGCCAUGUCGAUUCUGGGAAGUCGACCACCACCGGUCACCUCAUCUAUAAGCUUGGAGGUAUUGAUAAGCGUGUGAUUGAGAGAUUCGAGAAAGAAGCUGCUGAGAUGAACAAGAGGUCUUUCAAGUAUGCCUGGGUGCUUGACAAGCUCAAGGCUGAACGUGAAAGAGGAAUCACCAUUGAUAUUGCCCUCUGGAAGUUUGAGACCACCAAGUACUACUGCACAGUCAUUGAUGCCCCCGGACACAGGGAUUUCAUUAAGAAUAUGAUUACUGGGACAUCCCAAGCUGAUUGUGCUGUUCUUAUUAUCGAUUCCACUACCGGUGGUUUUGAAGCUGGUAUUUCUAAGGAUGGACAGACUCGUGAACAUGCUCUCCUUGCUUUCACUCUUGGUGUGAGGCAGAUGAUUUGCUGCUGUAACAAGGUAUAUACACCUUGA